Branchiostoma floridae (Florida lancelet) is the source of this 6031-nucleotide messenger RNA. Its product is annotated as deleted in malignant brain tumors 1 protein-like. The record is from RefSeq and is a predicted model, not a curated record. Lineage: Eukaryota; Metazoa; Chordata; Leptocardii; Amphioxiformes; Branchiostomatidae. Gene Ontology annotation, cellular component: membrane. Gene Ontology annotation, molecular function: protein binding. The transcript has 26 exons. Bases 45 to 5192 code for a protein of 1715 amino acids.
CUUUGACAAACGAAGUUCGACGCUGCAAUCAUCCGACUUUUAAGAUGGCCCAGCUGCUUUUUGUGCUUGUUCUGGUGACUCUUUUCAACAGUUCCUUCCAACAAGCCAACAGAAUCCGGUUAGUUGGAGGGUCAGGAGCGCACGAAGGUCGCGUGGAGGUUCGGCCGUCGUACAGUUACAGCUGGGGGACCGUGUGUGACGACUCCUUCGGAAUGAAUGACGCCAGGGUGGUCUGCAGGAUGUUGGGAUAUUCCGGAGCUUCGGCUGUACGUGACUCAACGUAUUAUGGACAAGGCUCUGGAAAUAUCUACAUGGAUGAGCUUAGGUGCACUGGGACGGAGACUAGCCUGUUUAAUUGCCCGUAUGCAGGGUGGGGAGUUGAUGAUUGUACUCAUAGUGAAGAUGUCGGUGUCGUCUGUUACACGGACCCCUCUAGUGAUCCUGCCAACAGAAUCCGGUUAGUUGGAGGGUCAGGAGCACACGAAGGUCGAGUGGAGGUUCGGCCGUCUUACAGUUACAGCUGGGGGACCGUGUGUGACGACUCCUUCGGAAUGAAUGACGCUAGGGUUGUCUGUAGGAUGUUGGGAUAUUCCGGAGCGACAGCUUAUCGUGGCUCAGCGUACUAUGGACGAGGCUCUGGAAACAUCUACAUGGAUGAACUUAGGUGCACUGGGACAGAGAGUAGCCUGUUUGAUUGCCGGUACGAUGGAUGGGGAGUUGAUGAUUGUACUCAUAGUGAAGAUGUCGGUGUCGUCUGUUACACUUUUUCUGGCAGUACCCUCAUGCCUGAUAAUGGUUGCCGGACUGUCCGUAUUUCUGGGUCGUCUUCGACUCAGUCUGCGCGGAUGACAACCUACACUAUGACGGGACAGACUUUGAGUGGUCGACCGGUGUACAAAUCUUCAGUUGGUGAGAUAGGCUAUCUGUUCUACUAUCAACAGGAUGAUAGGUGGCACGUUGGCUCUAGCUUGGGGAGUGAUGUUGUGGGAAUGUACGUGGCCGACACCAGCAUCUAUGCGGAAGACAUCUCUGGGACUUGGUAUCUGACCGACGGCAACGGCUUUCAACCAAACUAUCAUGUGAGAGUCACUUGCGAAUUCGCUGGUAACAUGGGUGUCGCAUCAGGGCUAAGCACAGGAGCCAUCGUUGGCAUCUCCAUCGGAGUUGUUGCGGCUGUGGCGUUGAUCAUAGUCAUUUCCUACUGCUGCUGCUGUAAGAAAAGUGCACCUGUUGCGACUACGGCAGAGAACAGCCAGCCUGCGGGUACCGCAAACCCCACCUUUCAGCCCACACCGUCCGGGCCUCCGCCGCCGUACUCACCUCCACCGCAGCCGCAGCCUGAAGGGCUGGUGUUCAUCCGUGUGGUUCGCAUUCAGAGGUCAAAGGUUACAGGUUCCUCCACACCUUCCCCCAGUAGCAGAAUCCGUCUGGUCGGAGGUUCCAGCCCAAACGAAGGCCGUGUAGAAGUCCGGCCGGCGGACAGUUUCGUCUGGGGAACAGUUUGUGACAACAGUUUUGGAUUCGCCGAUGCAACCGUUAUCUGUAGAAUGCUGGGAUACCCUGGUUAUCAGACAUUUUACCACGGAGCCUAUUUUGGACAAGGGACGGGACCCAUCUACAUGGAUGACCUGGGUUGUAUCGGGGUUGAGACCAGCGUGUUUGACUGCUCAUACCGGGGAUGGGGGAACCACAACUGUACUCAUAACAGAGACGCAAACGUCGUCUGUUCAACAAGCACUACAAUGAGCUACACACCAGGCAGAGGUACAGGUAGCUACUUCAUCUGUUACAACGGUCAGCAGGUGGACUGGUCCUUGAGGUGUAACGGAUUCAUGGACUGUUAUGACGGAAGCGACGAAAUGGACUGCCUACCAGUACCAACAGGCUCAUCUACAACGGUCAUAGCCACACCCUUCCCCAGUAGCAGAAUCCGUCUGGUCGGAGGUUCCAGCCCAAACGAAGGUCGUGUGGAAGUCCGGCCGGCGGACAGUUUCGUCUGGGGAACCGUUUGUGACGACAGUUUUGAGUUCAACGAUGCAACCGUUAUAUGUAGAAUGCUGGGAUACCCUGGUUAUGAGACAUAUCAUUAUAGUGCCCAUUUCGGACAAGGAACAGGACCCAUCUACAUGGAUGACCUGGAUUGUACCGGGAUGGAGAUAAGCCUGUUUGACUGCCCGUACAGAGGGUGGGGGAGUCACAACUGUGUUCAUGGCGAAGAUGUAAGCGUCGACUGCAUCACAAGUGCUACAAUGAGUCCCUCCACACCCUUCCCCAGUAGCAGAAUCCGUCUGGUCGGAGGUUCCAGCCCAAACGAAGGCCGUGUGGAAGUCCGGCCGGUGGACAGCUACUUGUGGGGAACCGUUUGUGACGACAGUUUUGGAAUGAACGAUGGAACCGUUGUCUGUAGAAUGCUGGGAUACACCGGAAUCGACCAAGUUCGCAAUUCUGCCUAUUUUGGUCAAGGAACAGGUGAAAUCUACAUGGACGAUCUUCAAUGCACUGGGACCGAGAGAAGCCUGUUUGACUGCCGGUACUCGGGAUGGAUGAGUCACAACUGUAACCAUAACGAGGAUGCAGGCGUGGUCUGCCUCAGGAGUACCGCAAUGAGUUAUACGACAACCGCACCGAUAGGAUCCCGCUUCAGAUGUCUUAAUCUUCAGCAGAUUGACUUCUCCCAAAGAUGUAACGGAAUCACAGACUGUGCAGACGAUAGCGACGAGAUGAACUGCAUAAGCAAUGGAAACAGAAUCCGGCUUGUCGGGGGUUCAGCGGCAAAUGAAGGCCGCCUGGAGGUUCGACCAGAAGACGGGGGCGAAUGGGGAACCGUCUGUGACGACAACUUUGGUAUGAAUGACGCCAUUGUGGCAUGUAAAACGCUGGGAUAUAGAACAGCUCGUCGGGUGUACAACAAUGCACAAUUUGGCCAAGGUUCCGGGACCAUUUAUCUGGAUAAUGUUGGAUGCUCCGGACAAGAGACGAGUCUGUUUAACUGUGUCCACUCCGGAUGGGGAGUCAACAACUGCGGCCAUAGCGAAGAUGUAGGGAUUGCCUGUGAUUCCUCCUGGGUCUGUGACAACCGUGAUGUUAUCUACGCGCCCGAGAAUCCGUUCUGCGAUGGCUUGGUGAACUGCACGGACAACAGUGACGAGUCACCAACUAGGUGUCCUUAUGAGGAAAUGUACAAUGUGUGCGGUUCAACGAAGUUGUUGUCUCGUGCUGAAUCUGGCUACAUCACCUACAGUAUCAGCUCCAGCUACCCAACGUACAUUAAGUGUAAGGUCGUCUUCCAGACGGAACCAAGCCACGUCAUCCGUGUGGGUCCUUGGUAUCUGGACGGGAUGUCUUCAGCAUGUUCCGACUGGAUCUCCGUGUGUGAUGGGGGCGACCUUUCUAGGUGUGACUUGGAUAACAACAAUGUGCGGUACUGUAAUGGUUUUCAUCUCCAGACCUUCCAGUCCAGUGGCAGUAGUCUGACUGUCAACCUCGAGUCGGACGGGUACAAAAUCUCCGAGGAGAACUUCAAGAUAUUUUAUACUGUUAAAUCAGUGAUUGACAUCGGCGGGGACAGGAUUCGACUGGUCGGGGGUCCUUUUCCGAACCUAGGUCGUGUUGAGGUUCGACCAGUCGGGUCCUACGACUGGGGGACGGUUUGUGACGACAGUUUUGACAUUCAGGACGCCACUGUUGUCUGUAGGAUGCUGGGUUACGGACGUGCCAUACAGUACCACAGUGGGGCGUAUUUUGGCCAAGGAAGCGGAAACAUCUACAUGGAUGGACUUCAGUGUUCUGGGAGCGAGGCUAGCCUGUUUGAAUGCGGGUAUAACGGAUGGGGCGUCAACAACUGCGGUCAUAACGAGGACGUUGGUGUGACCUGUGAAGCUACCAGUGCCAACGACAACAAUAGAAUCCGCUUGGUUGAAGGCAGCAGCAGCAACGAAGGUCGUGUGGAGGUCAGGCCGGCCGACAGUUACGACUGGGGCACUGUCUGUGACGAUGAGUUUGACCACGACGAUGCCACCGUUGUCUGCAGAAUGCUGGGAUAUUCCAGCGCUUCGGCGGUACACAACAGGGCACACUUUGGACAAGGCACAGGACCCAUCUACAUGGAUGACCUGGAGUGCACAGGGAGCGAGACCAGCCUAUUCAACUGCGCUUACAACGGGUGGGGGAACGAGAACUGUGGUCACAGCGAAGAUGUAGGGGUUGUAUGUGGGACCAAUGGAGAAUGGGCAUGUGAUGACGGCUAUCAGCUAUCAGACUUCACUUCGUCUCCUUUCUGUGACGGCUGGGUAAACUGUCCCGACCAAAGUGACGAGGCACUAACAAGAUGCACAUUUGAGCAAAUGAGAGACUUUUGUGGCCAGACAUCGAAUGUGCUUUCUUCUGGGACAUCUGGCUAUCUCGUCUAUGCCUACGAUCAGGGCUACCCUGCAAAUGCACGAUGUACUGUCAAUCUUCGCACGGAAUCCGACCAUGUCCUUCGCAUCGGCCCAAUAGACCUCACACAGAUGAGAGAUUGCUCAGAUAAAAUCUACUUCUGUGACGGCGACGAGCCCUGCGAUAAUUACAACUCCCAGAGAGAUUUCUGUGGGGGUAUACAUGAUCACUCAACGUUUGUAUCUGCUGGUAACAUGUUGACACUCACGCUCCUAGCAGACGGAAACAGUAUCACCGACGAAAACUUUAGGAUCUUCUACAAAGUGGAACGGAUAGAUUCAGGGCCCAGCGGAGGGACAAUUGCAGGCAUAGUUGUUGGCGUCCUUGUGUCCUUGGGAGUUGUGGGCGUCGGCAUCUACCAUUGCAAAAAGAAACGUUCCAGCGACGGCCCGAGUCAAACGGCAUCCCAGAACAUCGGUAUGAGUCCUACUGGAGUGCAGAACAGCGCGUUUAGUCCUGAGCAGCAGCCCGCCUUUAACCCCCAGUACUCCCCCGCUUACCCGCCAACUGGUGCUACAUAUCCCCCUGUGUAUCCUCCCCCUCCCCCAUACCUUCCUUCCUCUGCCCCUCUCCCAUACCCUCCUUCCACUGCCCCACCCAUAUACCCUCCUUCCCCCUCCUCCCCUCCCCCCGACUUCCCCCCGCCCCCAGCUUACGAAGAAGCCCUCACUAUGGCAAAAUCGCCCCCUCCACUACAGCCAAACGCCCCUCCUGAAGAACCCAGCCCCCCGCAGUCUUCUUCAAAUCAAACAUAGAACAUGAACUAUAUAAAUGUUGCAAAUAUUCGAUUGUCUUGUUGAAUGUUGUGUAUAUAUUAUGUUAACUAUAGCAAAUAUAUGUUAUGUACAUAUGCCUGCGUGGGAAGGGUUAUACAAUGAAUGAUUACAUUCAGCAACAUUUUCUCAUAAAAAAAUGUUCACUAAUAGCAUAAUGAUGAUAUUUUUGAAGGUCCGAAUUCUAUUCAAUGAUAUCUAUGUUAUCGUAACUGGCGUAACCAAAGAUUUGGUCAUCUGAAUCUUAAAGAUUAUGUAAAGAUUACUUAACGUUAAAACUUAAAUAGAUAGAUUUUCGAAAUACAAUGUUACCGCGUCAUAUACCAUAGUGACUUAAGUGAAACUCCAAGCAAAUCUAACAUAUUAACUUAUUUGAUGUAUUCUUGUACGACACUUCUAGCAUGCAUUGAGAUUUUAUUUAUGCGUUGCCUUGUUGGUUGAUUUCCUGAGUUUCGGAUAAUCGGAUAUUUACUAAUUAUAUGAACCAUGUACGCUGCUCUGCUACUACGGUGCUAUAUGAGCUCUCUGUACACGUUUUCACUUUAUUUGUGUCAGGAUGUCCCUGUCGCGUGAUCACUGCAUUAGAGUCGGGCUGAUCACUGCAUUAGAGUUGGUCCAAUGGUCACAAAUAGCCCAGAGUAGUAUUAUGUUGAUCUACAUAAAGAUACAUACAAACAAAUGCAACAUACAAUAAAUAAUAGAAAUAAUGUUAACAUAGUAAUAUUGGAUUAUGACAAUGCAUGUAUGUAUGUAUGUUUAUUAUAUUACAGAAACUAAAACUGUACUGAAUCAGACAUUCAAAUUAAACUUAGCUUAUUCUA